Molecule: messenger RNA, 1620 nt
Organism: Aspergillus affinis
Lineage: Eukaryota; Fungi; Ascomycota; Eurotiomycetes; Eurotiales; Aspergillaceae
Product: MFS general substrate transporter
Exons: 5
Coding region: 1-1620 (539 amino acids)
Biological process (GO): transmembrane transport
Cellular component (GO): membrane
Molecular function (GO): transmembrane transporter activity
Source: RefSeq, a predicted model, not a curated record
AUGGAGAAAUCGAUCGCUCCUCGCGAGGACACUGUCGACGACCGAGAACUGUCACCAGGUGCCGUCGAAGACAAUGGCUACUUGUCGGGACUCCGACUGCAUCUGGUCACCGCUGCGCUGGCUAUGUGCCUUUUUCUAACGAAUCUCGAAAUUCCCAUUGUCACCACGGCGUUGAUGAGCAUAACGGAAGAAAUCGGAGGUCUGGAUAAAGUCUACUGGAUCAUCGCGGGCUAUAUGCUGGGAUACGUCGGUGUACUCGUCAUUACAGCCAAAAUAAGCGAUCUAUUCGGUCGCAAAUCGAGUCUCCUUGUUGCUGUGGGCUUUUUCCUCGUCUUCUCCGGGGCCUGCGGCGGCGCGCAAACCAUCAGCCAGUUGAUUAUUUUUCGCGCUUUCCAAGGCAUUGGCGGCGCCGGCAAUUACUCGCUUUGUACGACGAUCGUGCUAGAACUUGUUCCUCCCGCGAAGUAUGCGCUGUAUACCAGUUCGCUUUCCGUGGUCUACGCUAUCUCCUUGCUUCUGGGACCGAUUCUCGGAGGUGCUAUCUCGGAGACCAACUGGCGAUGGAUCUUUUGGUUGAAUCUACCACCCGCCGCCCUGGCCGGGCUGGUGAUCAUUUUCAUGAUCCCUAACCGGUUCCCGAACCACCACAAACCUCGGACGACCGACGUUUCUCUCAAAAAUUCUCUGCUGGGAGGUCUUCGACGGCUCGAUUUCAUCGGCUCGAGUCUACUCCUGAUCGCCACCGUGUGUCUGGCCGCACCGCUCGAGGAGGCCAACCGGGAAUUCGCCUGGCGAUCCGCCUUUACAAUCGUGAUGCUGGUCAUAUCCGGCUUUGCUUGGAUUAUCUUCCUACUGUGGGAGCGGCGCGUUACACUUUCUAAAGGCCUUGUCGAGCCCGUAUUUCCCUGGCGAUUCGCGCAGAACCGCGUGUGGAUGGGAAUGUUGCUGAAUGCCAUCUGCCUCGGAGGGACAUGGUUCGUCACGAUUUUCCAGCUUCCCCAGCGUUUUCAGAUCGUGAAUGGCCUCUCUCCCCUGCAAGCCGGCAUCCGCUUCAUCCCUUUCACGGUGGCGGCGCCUAUCGGGUCCAUCAUGGCCCCGAUGUUGUCUAAGAUCUUUAAGAUUCCCGUCUUGUAUUUUGUCAUCGCAGCCUCCUUCAUCCAGGUAAUCGCCUACGCACUUCUAUCGACUUUGUCGGAUUCUGUGACCAUCGCCGCCAAGCAGUAUGGCUUUCAAAUUCUCGCGGGUUAUGGUUGCGGUAUCAACAUCGCCCUGUUAGUUCUCAUGACACCCUUUACAAUCGAACCGCAAGACAAAGCCGUCGCCAUGGGCACCGUUGCUCAAUUCCGUGUUAUGGGCGGCACGAUCUGCCUCGCCAUCGUCACAGCCGCUUCGCAGGCUUUGCUACGGUCGCGACUCGGACAUCAGCUUCCACCCAGCCAAGUGGAUGCUAUUCUCCAAUCCACGGAGAUGCUCACGUCGCUCUCCCCCGACACCCAAGAUCUCGUCCGCCAAGUGUACUCAGCCGGCUAUAACCUGCAGAUGAAAAUCCUCGCCGGAUUCGCCGGGGGGCAGGUCAUCGCGUCGGGGCUAAUGUGGCAGAAACAGCAGGUGAUGGUCUGA